Messenger RNA from Lathyrus oleraceus (garden pea), 1192 nucleotides. RefSeq lists its product as uncharacterized. The transcript has 2 exons. Bases 514 to 816 code for a protein of 100 amino acids. Lineage: Eukaryota; Viridiplantae; Streptophyta; Magnoliopsida; Fabales; Fabaceae. The record is from RefSeq and is a predicted model, not a curated record.
CCUAAUUGACUAAGAAAAACCUAGUUACUAACUAAAUCCUAAUUACUAACUAGUUCUGUUAACCGAACAAUCAAGGAAGCUAGAAAAAACCAGAACUGGGCCUGAAUUGGAGGGUGCAGGGCCGUCUUGGCGCAGAGGCCCAAUAAGCCACUAAUUCGUGGGGUAGAGGAUGAAACAAGGGGGUGUGACCAUUCGUUGGGGUGCAAGGUGAGGUUAUUGGGUUGGGCCAAAGCCGGGCCCAUACUGAGCAAGGCAAUGGAAUGAGAGGGCAAGUUCAGUCUCUCAUGGUUCUUGUGCACAUCGAAGCUGGCUCCAAACGCGAUUCUUCCAAAAGCACUUCCUAGAAGCGCUUCUCUCCUCUCACCGGUGUUGACAUUAACGCCUCUAAAUCCCUCAUUCACACGAACUCAGAUAAAACUCUCUCGGAGCUAAACAAGUCUUGAAACGUCAAAACCGAAUCCUAAUACGCAAGCUCAUGAACUAAACGGCGAUGGAGAAAAGUCACAUACCGUAAUGGCUUUCGCAACGUUCACCGACGAGAAGCGGACCGAGAGCUUUCAGAUCUACUUCUCCUGUUCUUCUUCUACUUCAAUCUUCCUCGCCGUUCUCUGGCGCCUUGAGCCGCGGCGUUCACGUAUCUUGAAUCGUAAUCGUGGAAGGCGCGGUUCGAUUGUUGGGAUUCGAGAAGAUUCACUGAGGCAAGGGACACCACGGAUUGGGGACGGAAUCAAAGUCCAGCAAGAACAACCAAUGAAUUCGCCGGCAAAGAUGACCGGCGCAACGACGAUGUUACUGGAAGUUCGUCUCAGAGACUGAGGCAGAGUGAAUUCUAGCUCAACCAAUCAAAGCUUCAACGUGGAGCUUUGAUGGCUUUGUCUCAGAGCUUUGGUAAGGGUGGAAUGGUGGUGAAGAUGCGGAAUAGAAGAUGGAAACUGGAAGAUGCAGGUUGAGAGUGAUGAUUGAAGAAGAGUUCUUGGACCGAUUCACGGUGGUUGAAGGUUUGUUACAGGUGGAAGAAGAAGCUGGAAAAGUUUGUUAGAGGUUGAAGGAUUGAGGGCAAAACGAUUUUUGGAAUGAGAGGGAAAAUUUUCUGAAAAAAAAUGAUUGGCAAUGAUUGCAGCUUAUAUAGCAGGAUCAAAGGGGCAAAUUGGAGAAUUAAAUCUGAAAAUGGUUCAAUCUGCACCAUCCAGCU